Molecule: messenger RNA, 2425 nt
Organism: Engraulis encrasicolus (European anchovy)
Lineage: Eukaryota; Metazoa; Chordata; Actinopteri; Clupeiformes; Engraulidae
Gene: hspa9
Product: heat shock protein 9
Exons: 17
Coding region: 212-2251 (679 amino acids)
Biological process (GO): protein folding
Cellular component (GO): mitochondrion; cytoplasm
Molecular function (GO): ATP binding; ATP-dependent protein folding chaperone
Source: RefSeq, a predicted model, not a curated record
CUAGAACGCAGUUACAUUGAAGAAGCUGGAGGUUGCAGUUUGACAGUCUGUCGUCGAAGUUGUCAGGCGAGGUUGGCUUUUAAAGACCUUUAUUUACUUUGCAAAUCGUAACUGCCAGUUAAAGACAAAAGGGUGACAUACGUCUAAAACGGGACCUGCUUGAAUAUUCGCUUCAUUUAUCGGUUCGUGUGAAUUACAAGGUAAUCUCAAGAUGAUGAACUUUGCGAGGACAGCGAGAACCCUCUCUUGCUCACAGAACAAUAUGAGAGGUGUAUCGUCUCUGGUGAAGAAGGCUUGCUCCAAUGGGUUGAGGCCAGAGACCCUGAGGAUGUUGACCAGGAGAGAUUAUGCGUCAGAAGCAAUCAAAGGGUCGGUCAUUGGCAUUGACCUGGGUACCACAAACUCCUGUGUGGCCGUGAUGGACGGUAAACAAGCAAAGGUCCUGGAGAAUUCAGAGGGAGCCAGAACCACUCCCUCGGUCGUCGCCUUCACUGCCGAUGGUGAGCGGUUGGUCGGCAUGCCAGCCAAACGUCAGGCGGUCACCAAUCCCGAAAACACCCUGUAUGCCACAAAGCGUCUCAUUGGUCGCCGAUUCGAUGACCCUGAAGUGCAGAAGGAUCUGAAAAACGUCCCCUAUAAGAUCGUGCGGGCGUCCAACGGGGAUGCCUGGGUGGAGGCUCAUGGGAAACUCUACUCCCCAAGCCAGGGGGGCGCCUUCGUACUGAUGAAGAUGAAGGAGACUGCAGAGAGUUACCUUGGACACAACGUCAAGAACGCAGUCAUCACUGUCCCAGCUUACUUCAAUGACUCCCAGAGACAGGCAACAAAGGAUGCUGGUCAGAUUGCAGGCCUGAAUGUUCUGCGUGUCAUCAACGAGCCCACUGCUGCUGCUCUCGCCUAUGGUCUGGACAAAACCCAGGACAAGAUCAUUGCUGUUUAUGACCUUGGAGGUGGCACCUUCGAUAUCUCGGUGCUGGAGAUCCAGAAGGGCGUCUUUGAGGUCAAGUCCACCAACGGAGACACCUUCCUGGGGGGCGAGGACUUUGAUCAGCAUCUCCUGAGGCACAUUGUCAAGGAGUUCAAAAGAGAGUCUGGUGUGGAUCUGAUGAAGGACAACAUGGCCCUGCAGCGCGUGAGGGAGGCAGCAGAGAAGGCCAAGUGUGAGCUCUCCUCUUCUCUGCAGACUGACAUCAACCUGCCCUACCUGACCAUGGACGCGUCGGGCCCCAAGCACUUGAACAUGAAGCUGACGCGCUCGCAGUUCGAGGGCAUCGUGGCCGACCUGAUCCGCCGCACAGUGGCCCCCUGCCAGAAGGCCAUGUCGGACGCCGAGGUCAGCAAGAGCGAGAUCGGAGAGGUCCUGCUGGUCGGCGGCAUGACCCGUAUGCCCAAGGUCCAGGCGACGGUGCAGGACGUGUUCGGCCGGGCGCCCAGCAAGUCUGUGAACCCAGACGAGGCGGUGGCCAUGGGCGCUGCCAUCCAGGGUGGCGUGCUGGCAGGGGACGUGACAGACGUGCUGCUGCUGGACGUCACCCCUCUGUCCCUGGGUAUCGAGACCCUUGGAGGAGUCUUCACCAAGCUCAUCAACCGCAACACCACCAUCCCCACCAAGAAGGGCCAGGUGUUCUCCACAGCUGCUGACGGCCAGACCCAGGUGGAGAUCAAGGUGUGCCAGGGAGAGCGAGAGAUGGCCGCUGACAACAAAGUGCUCGGACAGUUCACCUUGGUUGGCAUCCCCCCUGCUCCCCGAGGCGUCCCCCAGAUCGAGGUGACCUUCGACAUCGACGCCAACGGCAUCGUCCAUGUCUCCGCCAAGGACAAGGGCACCGGACGCGAGCAGCAGAUUGUGAUCCAGUCCUCUGGUGGAUUGAGCAAAGAUGACAUUGAGAACAUGGUCAAGAACGCCGAGAGAUACGCUGAAGAGGACAGGAGGCGGAAGGACCGCGUUGAGGCUGUGAACAUGGCUGAGGGCAUUGUACACGACACAGAGUCCAAGAUGGAGGAAUUCAAAGACCAGCUGCCAGCUGAGGAGUGCAACAAGCUGAAGGAGGAGAUUGUGAAGGUGCGAGACCUGCUGUCGCGGAAGGACGAGGAGACGGGCGAGAACAUCAAACAGGCCGCCAACACCCUGCAGCAGGCAUCACUCAAGCUCUUCGAGAUGGCAUACAAGAAGAUGGCCUCAGAUAGAGAGGGCAGCAGCGGCUCCAGUAGUAGCGGUAGUGAAGGAGAGAAGAAGGAGGGUCAGCAGUAAGGACCAGUGCGGCGCAAAGCGGUUGGAGUGUUGAGCACGUUUAUAAACUGUGCUGAAGUGAAAAGGACUGAAGGGCUUGGGAAUUUGGAGAACACACUUGUUGUCCCGAGCGUUCUAUUGCAUUGAAGUCAUUCUCGCAUACUGUGUUUUUGCAGUAAAAAAAACAAAGAAAUA